GCUCUAGCAUCACUCCCUGACAACAGCAGCGAUGGCGGAGCCCGUAGCAUCAGAUGCGGCGGCCACAUCGGACGCAGCAGCCACGGCAGCAUCACCGACACCGGGCCUCUCUCCCGCAGCCAGCCCGGGCUCGGAGCCUCCAUCCAUGGCUCUCUCUCCCACGGCGGACGGCUCCCAGCGGCUGCUGUUCUCCCACGACCUGGUCUCCGGACGGUAUCGCGGCUCAGUCCGGUUUGGCCUCGUACGGAUGAUCCACGGCGAGGAGGAUUUUAACUCGGACUCGGACCUCGACGACGGCGGAGGGAGAGGCGGCGGAGAAGGAGGCGGCGGCGGAGGAGGAGGCGGAGGAGGCGGAGGACGAGUCCCGUGUGGUUCGGACACUGAGAGUGCCGCGGACACCCCGAGUCGGCCUCUCGGAAGGGGAUUUGUCCGCGUCCAGUGGUACCCUGAAGGAGGAAAGCAGGACAUCAGGGAGACAAAGCUGAAACUUGAAGAUCGAUCCAUCGUCAUUAGAGACAUCGUGCGACGGAACAAUUCUAAUGACAACCAGUGCGGUAUUGUGACUAACAUCGACAUCGAGUGUGCAGUGAAGUUAGUGGGAACAAAUUGCGUACUGUAUCCAGUCAACAGCAAAGACCUGCAGCACAUCUGGUCUUUUAUGUACGGAGACUACAUUGCCUACGACUUCUGGCUGGGGAAAGUGUACGACCUGACCAAUCACAUCAUCCUCAAGCUGUCAAACGGGGCCAGGUGCUCCAUGAGUGUGGAAGACGGUGCCAAGCUUUACGACGUCUGUCCGCAUGUCAGUGAUUCGGGUCUCUUCUUCGAUGAGGCGUACGGCUUUUACCCAGGCCAGGUCCUCAUUGGUCCAGCUAAAGUCUUCUCUAAUGUCCAGUGGCUGUCGGGGGUCAAACCUGUCCUCAGCAGGAAGUGCAAAUUCAGGGUGGUAGUAGAAGAGGUGAAGGUGGUGGAGCUGAAAGUGACGUGGAUCACUAAGAGCUACUCUCCUAAAGGCUCUGACAGCGUCUAUCCACCUCCUUCCACCAUCACGCAAGAAAAUCUCUGCAGGGUGAGGCGCCUGGGCUACUAUGACCACACCCAGAGGCAGCUGGGAGAGAGAGCCCUCUAUGUCUUCCCUGCCAAAGGCGACGCCACACGAAUGACCUGUGAAGGACACGAGGGUGCCCCUGUUCUGCCCGAAGACCCUGUUGUCAGAAAGUUGAAAAGGCUGUUCAAGAAGGAGUCUGGGAAGAAGACGGAGAACGCUGACUUACAAGGCGAGCACAAAUCAGAGCAGACGGACUCGUCUCACCCCAACAACAACGGCCCUGUGGUUCCCAUCCAGAACCCUCCGGACUCCCAGAACACCAACGACUCCUCGGCUGAGCACGGGGAGCAGGACGCCGACGACGAGGCUGCAGAAGACACUGACGAUACCAGCUCUCUGACGUCAUCGGCGAGCUCCACGGCGUCGUCUCAGAGCGGCGGUUUGGGAACGAAUCGCAAGAAGAGCAUCCCGCUGUCCAUCCGCAACCUGAAGAGGAAGCACAAGAAGAAGAGGACCAAGUUCUCGCGCGAGUUCAAGCCUGGAGACCGGGUGGCGGUGGAAGUUGUGUCCACAAAGACCACGGCUGAUGUGAUGUGGAAGGACGGUCGGGUGGAGAAGGGGAUCCGAUCAAAUGACCUCAUCCCCAUUCAGCACCUCGACAGCCACGAGUUCUGCCCCGGGGACUUCGUAGUAGACAAACGACCCCAAGCCCUGCAGGACCCCGGAGUGUACGGCGUGAUCCAAUCUGGCGAUCACAAGGGCAGAACAUGUGUUGUAAAGUGGAUCAAACUGAACUCCACCAGUGACGACGUGGAGGUUAUCGGUGUGGAGGAGGACGUCAGCGUGUACGACAUCGCUGAUCAUCCAGAUUUCCACUUCCGCACGACCGACAUCGUCAUCAGAAUAUGGAACUCGGAGAACGGACAGAACGACUGUGAAAAUGAGACGUCAGUAGGUCAGGUGUUCAGGGUGGAUGUGAGCAGCAAAGUGGAGGUGGUGUGGGCAGACAACUCUGUGACCAUCGUCCUGCCACAGUACCUCUACAACGUGGAGUCUGAGAUCGAGGAGACGGACUACGACUCGGUGGAAGAAACGAGCAGCGUCUUGUCUACGGAGGAGUGGGAGGACGAGAGCGACAGCUGGGAGACGGAUAACGGCCUGACCACUGAGGACGACAGCCACAUCAACAAUGCAGAUAUCACUGACACAGCGACCCCGACCCCCACACCCACCGGGUCCACAGCGUUCAUCAUCCCCCCACAGGAGGCCAGCAAGGCCGGGGUCACCAGCCCCACCAAGGGAGUCCCUGGAGAGGAGGCAGAGGCGUCUGUCGCCGUGGCCAGUCCUGCCUCUGGAGGAGGAACCACUCCAGGAGGAGCAGUCAACGGAGCGGAGAAGCCCAGUAAGGACGGCGCCUCUCGGGGCUUCAGGGAGCUUAAAGAGGCCCUGAAGAUCCUGGAGAGCCUGAAGAACAUGACUGUGGAGCAGCUGUGGACCGGCGGCUCUCCAACCUCCCCGACGUCUGCCGAGCCUGCUUCCACGACUAACGUAGCGAGUUCAGUGACGCCAACGGCCCCCGAAAAGCCGACCAAGGAGAAACGCUUCCUGGACGACAUCAAGAAGCUGCAGGAGAACCUGAGGAAGACGCUGGACAACGUGGCCAUCGUGGAGGAGGAGAAGAUGGAAGCUGUGGUGGAGGCGGUGGGGAGCGGAGGAGCAGGGACAGAGGCAGAGAGAGCUGGAGAGGAAAAGCCCCAGCAGGAGCCACAGACACCAGUAGGUGGGCAAGAAUGGCCCAGUGAGUUUCUCAGUGACACACCAGUACUGUGCCAACAGAGUGGCGGCAAGCCUGGCGUGACCUUUACCAGUGCCAAGGGAGAGGUGUUCUCUGUGCUGGAGUGGGCCCCAGAGACUCACUCAUUCAACAAGAUGGAGUUCCAGCCAGCGGAGGCAAAGAAGUUCUUCAGCACAGUGAGGAAGGAGAUGGCUCUGCUGGCGACGUCGCUGCCUGACGGCAUCAUGGUCAAGACGUUUGAAGACCGCAUGGACCUGUUCUCAGCUCUGAUCAAAGGACCGACUCGGACGCCCUACGAGGACGGUUUGUUCCUGUUCGACAUCCAGCUGCCCAACAUCUACCCAGCUGUGCCGCCUCUGUUCCGCUACCUGUCGCAGUGCAGCGGCCGCCUCAAUCCCAACCUGUACGACAACGGCAAGGUGUGCGUCAGCCUGCUGGGCACCUGGAUCGGAAAGGGUACCGAGAGAUGGACCAGCAAGUCCAGCCUGCUGCAGGUCCUCAUCUCCAUACAAGGCCUUAUCCUCGUCAACGAGCCUUACUACAACGAGGCCGGCUUCGACAGCGACCGAGGCCUGCAGGAGGGAUACGAGAACAGCCGCUGCUACAACGAAAUGGCUCUGAUCAAGAUGGUGCAGUCGAUGACGCAGCUCCUCCAGAAUCCCGUGGAGGUCUUCAAACAGGAGAUCCAGGAGCACUUUGUGUCCAACGGCUGGCGGCUCGUCCACCGUCUGGAGGCGUGGCUGGAGCUGAACGAAGCCUCCGAAAGAGGACACGCAGCGCACUCCAGGGCUUACCACUCCAAGGACCGAUCCUCGUCUGUGGAGCCUCUGGACGAGCAGCUGCCCCUGGGGUUGGGGCCCUUGGCGGUGGCCCACAGCAGCCCCAGUAAGCCUGGGGAGGAGGGGGCCGCGGGGGCAGGAGUCAGCAGUAUUAUGGAGGAGGAGCUGGAGGAUUCAGGGCUGAGUCCCUCCACCACAGCAGCCUCUCAGGAGCUGAGCCAGAACUCAGACUGCGACAGCACCCAGGUCAGCUCCUCUCUGGGCGAGAACAGGAGUGGUUCUACAGCCGCCGGCUCCUUAGUCCGCAGUGGGACGUCAGAAUCUGGUUCUGCCGCGGUCAGUGCAGGAGGCGUGGGCUCUUCAGGAAGCCAGCCAGUGGUGCGACCAAAGAAAAGGAGAAAGAGCUACCGGAGUUUCCUCCCUGAGGGCAGCGGCUACCCGGACAUCGGCUUUCCUCUCUUCCCGCUUUCGAAGGGGUUUGUGAAGAGCGUCCGCGGCGUUCUGCUGCAGUACCGAGCUGCGCUGGCUGCCGCCGGCAUCCCUGAGCACACAGAGGACAAUGUCCCUGCAGACGAGUGUGAUGGAUAACGAGGAGGGUGGACCUCACACAGUCUCGCCCGACUUACACAGACCUGCAGGAGCGUCACUCACAGCAGAAACCCUCAUCUUUUCAUGGACGCAGGCAAAAAAAAGAUGAAGCUUUCUCUGGAGCUGCUCAGAGUUCCUCUCUUGGCUUCAGCGGCGGCGGUGUGGAUGCAAAGAAAAAACAAAAACAGGACUGACUGAAAUGGAAAAUCAGUGCCAUGAACCCUCCUCCACGCCCCCCCCCCUCAUCAUCCGACUAACCUCCAGCAGCCUCCGCCGCGUGGGUGGAGGAUCUGCCGGAUAAACCACUCUGGCGUCUCAAUCAGCCUGAUAAAUGUAAAGCAGACUCGUCGGCGGCUCGGGUCCACUGAAAAACCGCACAGCCCGGCUCCCCCCCUGGCUGUCGGGUCGACCGCGGCUAUCUGUAGCACUACUGAUAUUAUCGCUGUACCAUCCUGCACUACGACGAACGAACGAAAGGACAAUCUGGUCUGGGAGCGACGACGUGAACACGCUGACCAGGAGGACUUUUUUUUAAAUAGAAUUCACUGGUUGUUACGCUUUCUGCCAAAUUCUCUCUGUUCUCACACACACACACACACACACACAUAUUCAAAGUAGAGCAGGCUGAAUGUCAGUAAAACUGCCAACCACAACAGCUUCACCACUUCUUCCACUAGACUUGCUGGUAUUUUCCUUCGCCAAUCACUCGCACUGAACCACGCAGCAAACAUCGAGUGACAAAGUUUACAUACGAAUCACCUCUGGAGGUCCGACUGUUGUAGCUGUUUGGUGUGUCGAGAAGCCAGCCAGGCUCAGGGGGGGGACAGUCAGGUGGCUGUUUUGUGAAGGAGUUCUUAGUCAACGCUUAACACCGCCUCCACAUACAGAAGUCCAUUCACUUUCUGUAGAAUUUAGCAGAGUCGUUCCAUCACCCACGUGGAACUUUUGUGCUUUGGUGUUUUGACGCAUUCGAGGUUGUUUUUACUCACACAGGCUGAACUGUAGGUUGUUUUCAGAGAGCGGAGCUUUACCCACGAUGCUCUGCUCUCCGAGGAUGGAGGUGAGCCCACAUCACUGCACAUGACACAAAUUUAAAGAGUAAAUAGAAAAAACAAAAUGUGUAAAAAAAAAAAAACAUACAGCAUCCAUUCCGUCAUCUCAUGUCAACAUGUUGCCUUACUUGAAUUGUUCUUAAUGAUCUCAGACCAUUGUGUACAGAGCUGCUUGUGUCACGCUUUAGACAUUAACCUACACAGGCCGAGACACGCACUAAAAACCACUGAAAUCCUGCUCCAGUGUUCUCCCCCCCCUUUAUCCCCCUCUUUCAGUUCUUGAACUCAGUAUGAAUCGGCCACCGCAGCCGUCGCUGUAUUCUGAUUUUCUCCUGAUCUCUAAAUUGCACGUGCAGAUUUUAAUAACAUCAGAAUACAAACUGGAAGUGUGACGCUGACAGUUUGCUGAUGCUAUAAUGGAUUUCUCCUGAUCUGAGCGUCUUACCCCAUCAAAAGCAGCCGACGAGAGAAAACACAAACUUCUUUUCUCUCUCCCUACGCUGCAUAUGUUCAAUCUGAAUCCCUAAAAUAAUCAGGGUGUUAUUUACCACCAAACUGUUGCUUUGCCACAGAUUGUGCUGUGAAAACUCACCUUUUGGGUCCAAUCGUGCUUCCUGGGGAAAUCAGCAGUCUUUGUUUACAUCUUUUUAAAUAACUGCAUCCCACCUCUGACAUAAUGUUCCCUUUCCUUUUUUUCCCAGAUAUUGUUGGGAUUCUUACUGUAACUAUGAUGAUUAUAACACAGGUCAGACAAACCCCUCUUGCUUGCUAUAAUCUAAAUAAGAGAGCGCUGGCUGCCUGGUAUUUGACUUGAACAAAUAGCUUGAUGCUGAAGAGUGUUUCCGAAUGAGAGAAAGCACACUGUGCCAUUGUGAACCUACGAGUGACGGGAGAGGAUGCACACCGUGAGCCAAGAGCUGCUGCGUCUGUAACGAAAAAUGAAUGAGGGUACUUUGUUUCGCAUCGUCUUCCAUAUUUUUUCCCCCCCUCCUUAAAACUGUCAUUCCUGUAUCAGAUGUGGCAAUCAGGCACCCCAUGAUGUUCUGUCCUUUGUCAUAAUUUGCUGCCUUUAACGCUACAGAGGAGGACGCGUCGCUGUAGCUAUAGCACGGAGCCUUGUUUGCUUUCCUGUCUGGUCUCGUUUUCCUCACAUGCUGCUGUUUGUUAAACAUCACGGUUCCUGGAUGAGUGCGUUUUCCCUCUUUUUUUUUUUUUUUUUUUUCCCCACCUCAACCCGAGGGCAUAAAAGGCCGUAGUUUCGGUGUUCCUGGGAAAACGCACAUCUCCUCCGAGCGGGGUGACGUUACCGCUUCAUCUUUCACCCUCAACAGAAAAUGUGAAACUAUCUCACCAGAUCUCCAAGUUAAAAAUACGACAGGAUAACAAGCCCAUGAUGCUAUGUACAAUUUUCUGUGUAUGUGUGUAUAUUAUUCAGAUUUAAACCAUUAUUAUUAUGAUUAUUAUUAUGAUUAUUAUUAUGAUUACUGCGAGAAGUUUGUUUUACAGCCAAAGCAUGUAACAUGUUGCUUUAAGCCUUCUGAAUGGGCUACACACAAGACUUGACUGUACGAUGUCUACAUUUCCACAGUGGCCUGUUAUUGAUAUAAUAUUAAAAAGAACUGAUAAAGUUAUAAUUUGUAGCCUGAUUCCCUCUGUACAGACAUCAUGACUAUAUUGAAAUAUAUGAAUACAUACAGUAUAUAUAUAUUUAACACAAACUUGAGUUCUAACGAGUCACGUGGAUGCUUGGGGCACAUAUGUACAAAAUGCUGAGUGUGUAAUUGUACUUUUGAUUUCAUUUUUUAAUGGUUUACUUUUGUUGCUUUAAGACAAACUGUAUAGUGAUGUAUUAAACUUUGCAAGCAGUACCAUAGAAA
This is a messenger RNA of Stegastes partitus (bicolor damselfish), 7139 nucleotides long. RefSeq names its product ubiquitin-conjugating enzyme E2O (gene ube2o). The transcript is spliced from 23 exons. Bases 32 to 4210 code for a protein of 1392 amino acids. Gene Ontology annotation, molecular function: ubiquitin conjugating enzyme activity. NCBI's taxonomy places the organism in Eukaryota, Metazoa, Chordata, Actinopteri, Pomacentridae. The record is from RefSeq and is a predicted model, not a curated record.